Messenger RNA from Exophiala spinifera, 693 nucleotides. RefSeq lists its product as uncharacterized. The coding region runs from base 1 to 693 and encodes 230 amino acids. The transcript has a single exon. Lineage: Eukaryota; Fungi; Ascomycota; Eurotiomycetes; Chaetothyriales; Herpotrichiellaceae. The record is from RefSeq and is a predicted model, not a curated record.
AUGGCACCAAUUCCGUUGAUUGAUGUACUCGCCCGCGACAUCGAGGUCAGCGAUUCAACACCACUACUACAACAUCUACAAACUCGCGACCUACCUCCCCAAGAAUUCGUUGGGACACUCAUCGCCCUCUUCGUACUGGCAUCACUCGUCUUCGUCGCUUUCACCCUGGUGGUCGGCAAGGUCUGGUCACUUAUCAUCCAACGAUAUGGCCGGGGUGAAUCUGCACGAAGUAAGCAAAGUGACUUGGCCGCUCAAAACAACAUCGUCAUUUGGUCGACACAUAUGGGAGAUGAUGACCUCAGAUCCCACUUCGCCGCGCCAUCAAGGCUGUCGAGAUUAUUCUCCAUCGGCUCCUUGUCCAGUGAAUAUGGACGUUGCCCACUCGAUCAAAGCGUCUCUCCGGCCACAGGCGACCACAGUCCCGCACAACUCGUCGAUGAGAAAAAGACUGAAAAGGGAAUUGUUGAGGUUGUUGAAAUACCCGAGCCCGACGACCUGAACUCCGAGAAGACCGCAACUGAAAAGAUGUCUCUGACGAAGGCCAAAGCGAGAUCGGCCAGAAAGUCUUACCGUCUGAGAUGUGCAAAGUCGCUUGAAAAUAUACGGAGAGUCAGCAUAUCUCUCAAAGAACUGGUUGCUCGAAAGGACAGCAUGCCAGUGUAUUAUAAGAGGCUGUAUGAUGAGGAGGACUAG